Molecule: messenger RNA, 2403 nt
Organism: Camellia sinensis
Lineage: Eukaryota; Viridiplantae; Streptophyta; Magnoliopsida; Ericales; Theaceae
Product: delta-1-pyrroline-5-carboxylate synthase
Cellular component (GO): cytoplasm
Molecular function (GO): glutamate 5-kinase activity; glutamate-5-semialdehyde dehydrogenase (NADP+) activity; ATP binding
Source: RefSeq, a predicted model, not a curated record
AUCGACUCCAUGGAUCCUACUCGAGCUUUUGUCAGGAAUGUCAAGCGCGUAGUAAUCAAGGUAGGGACAGCUGUUGUUACGAGGGACGAUGGCAGAUUGGCAGUUGGCAGAGUUGGUGGUAUUUUUGAGCAGCUUGAAGAACUGAAUUCACAAGGCUUUGAUAUAAUUUUAGUGAGUUCAGGUGCUGUUGGAGCCGGCCGCCAAAGGCUUAAAUACCGGAGAUUAAUCAACAGCAGUUUUGCUGAUCUCCAAAAACCACAAGUUGAACUCGAUGGAAAGGCUUGUGCAGCUGUUGGACAGAAUAGUCUCAUGGCACUUUACGACAGUUUGUUCAGCCAGCUGGAUGUCACAUCUUCUCAACUGCUAGUGACAGAUAAUGAUUUUAAGUCUCAAGAGUUCAGAGUCCAGCUAUCUCAAACAGUGAAUUCAUUGUUAGCUCUGAGGAGUAUUCCUAUUUUCAACGAAAAUGAUGCAAUAAGUACUAGGAGAGCUCCGUAUGCAGACUCUUCUGGUAUAUUUUGGGAUAAUGACAGUUUGGCCGCUCUAUUGGCUCUUGAACUAAAAGCCGACCUUCUUGUUUUGCUGAGCGAUGUAGACGGUCUUUAUAGUGGCCCUCCAAUUGAUCCACGUUCAAAGCUAAUUCAUACAUAUGUAAAAGAAAAACAUGAAGCGACAAUUACAUUUGGAGAUAAGUCAAGGGUGGGAAGAGGGGGUAUGAAUGCGAAAGUAAAAGCUGCCAUCAGUGCAUCUCGUUCUGGUACCCCCGUUAUCAUUGCCAGUGGCUUUAUCGCUGAUAACAUCACGAAAGUGCUAAGUGGAGAACGAGUCGGUACUCUCUUUCAUAAAGAUGCACAUUCGUGGCUUCCUCUUACAGACGUUGGUUCACGCGAAAUGGCAAUUGCAGCACGUGAAUGUUCCAGAAAGCUUCAGAGUCUAUCUUCAGAAGAUAGGGCAAAAAUAUUGUUUGAUGUAGCCGAUGCACUGGAAGCAAAUGAAAGUUUAAUCCUGGCUGAGAAUGUAGUUGAUGUUUCUGCUGCAGAGAAUACUGGAUAUGACAAGUCAUUGGUAUCACGUUUGGCCCUGAAGCCUGGGAAGAUCUCUGCUCUUGCAAAAUCUAUGCGUACGCUUGCAGAGAUGGAAGAGCCCAUCGGUCAGGUUUUGAAGCGAAUGGAGCUUGCAGAUGGACUCAUCUUAGAGAAGAGAUCAUGUCCUUUGGGUGUUCUAUUGGUUGUUUUUGAAUCCCGACCAGACGCACUAGUCCAGAUAGCUUCAUUAGCAAUUCGGAGCGGGAAUGGUCUAUUACUGAAAGGAGGGAAAGAAGCAAUGCGUUCAAAUGCAAUCUUGUACAAGGUAAUAACUGCAGCCAUCCCAGAUAAUGUUGGUCAAAAACUUAUCGGGUUCGUGACUUCAAGAGAUGAAAUUACUGAUUUGCUCCAGCUUGACGAUGUGAUAGAUCUUGUGAUCCCUAGAGGUAGUAAUAAUCUUGUUUCCCAAGUAAAGAAUUCAACAAAAAUUCCCGUUCUUGGUCAUUCAGAUGGAAUAUGCCAUGUUUAUGUUGAUAAGUCAGCUAAUAUUGAUAUGGCAAAGCACAUUGUCUUGGAUGCAAAGACAGAUUAUCCCGCAGCUUGUAAUGCUAUGGAAACACUUCUUGUGCACAAUGAUUUGUCAACUAAUGGUGGGCUCCAGAAGCUUGCUCAAGAACUCCAAUGUGAAGGUGUUACUCUAUAUGGUGGACCAAGAACGAGCUCUUUAUUAGAUAUUGCAGAGGCCCAAUCGUUUCACCAUGAGUACAGUUCGAGGGCUUGCACAAUUGAAACUGUCAGUGAUGUGUAUGCUGCUAUUGAUCACAUACAUAAACAUGGAAGUGGCCAUACUGAAUGCAUUGUUACAGAAGAUUCCGAAGCUGCUGAACUUUUCUUACGUCAAGUGGACAGUGCUGCAGUAUUUCACAAUGCAAGUACACGAUUUUGUGAUGGUGCUCGUUUUGGACUUGGGGCAGAGGUUGGGAUAAGUACGAGCAGGAUUCAUGCACGAGGUCCAGUAGGAGUUGAAGGUCUAUUAACAACACGAUGGAUUCUAAGAGGUAGUGGGCAAGUGGUGGACGGUGAUAAAGGCGUCAAUUACACCCACAAGAACCUCAGUCUCGAGUAAUAGCACUGCAGGAGGAGACUCGUCAGGACAGCCUCUCUUGUUUCUUGUCAAUUUUGGUGUCACCCUUCUUUGCCCUAUUGUAGUUCUUGUAGUAGUAUUACAAUUUCUUUGCUAGAUGCUGUCUACCUGGAUAAUUCUUAGGAGAGAACCCUUCAUGAGUUUAUUUCUUUUAUUAUUAUUCUUUCACCAUGUCAACAAAUGAUGUUUUCAGUGCAGUUUUCAUAGAGCCUGUGGCUGAGACAAAUAAAUACA